This is a messenger RNA of Varanus komodoensis (Komodo dragon), 2913 nucleotides long. Its product is annotated as serine/arginine repetitive matrix protein 1-like. The transcript is spliced from 2 exons. Bases 1 to 1665 code for a protein of 554 amino acids. The record is from RefSeq and is a predicted model, not a curated record. Lineage: Eukaryota; Metazoa; Chordata; Lepidosauria; Squamata; Varanidae.
AUGAUCCUGAAGGUGGAUCUUGCUGCUGGCUCCGUGCAGAGCUACCCAUUUGCCAUCCCGGGGAGCAAAUGGCCUGAUGUGCUUUUUUCAGGUUUCGGCGCCGCUCGCCUGGGCCAGAAUUUUCCACGUCCAACCCGGCCCGCCUUAGCGCUCGGGAGCGGCGGCCGAGAGCGGCAGACCUCUGCAAGGGGCUUGCACCGAGCGUGUGCGCCCAAGCGCAGCCGGAGAGCCCAGCCCAGAAGCCCCACCGCCCUGGCCUCGAGAGCGACCCUCUCCCACCCCCGCAAAGCCCUCCACCACGCACCAGCCGGGGGCUCCAGCGUACGAGCGUACCGCUGCCGUGGAUUCAGCCCGGCUUCUCUCCUUCCUGCCUCCCGCCCGGGCCGCCCCGCCCCCAGGCCAAUACAGCAACCCAAAGAGCCGAAGCCCAGGAGACCGCCGCUCGCGUUACCUUGGCAGAAUGGCCGGGCCCCGCUGCUGCUGCUGCUGCUGCUGUCGUCGCAGUCGGUGGAUCCGUCACCAUCGCUUUCAGGCGACGACGGUCUCGCCGGCGGUUCCAGGACCUGCCGGGCUGCCUUCACCGCUCCCCCCACCCCCGGAGUGUAUUCCCCGAGGUGCGGCUGGCUCCGCGUCCUCUCUCGGAAGGGGGCUGGCGGGAAAGGAGCAACGGCGGGGCAACGCGCAAGGCCUGGCGGCGGCGCGUGUAAUCGGCCAAGGGGCUUCCUCUCUGUCAGUCACUCACCGGGCGCAGAGAUGAAGUCCGACGAGGAAGUAAAGGGCAAGCGCCGCCGCAGCCGUCUGCGCGCCUCAGUGACUCACCCCAGCCCGCAGCCGCUCUCGCUCUUUCGCGAAGGCAGCCCACGACGCCUUCUCGUCGCCCGCUCCGGCCGGAGGAGCCUAAUCUCAGGGCGACGGCCCCGCCGCCAGGCACCCGCCCCCCCUGCUGCCGGGAGACAUGCUUGCAGGCUACCUGCGGAGGGGGCGGAGAUGGAGGCGCGGGCCCGCUCCGCGCGCGCCCCGGCGGCCCGGGAAGGGAAGGGAAGGGCGCAAGGCGAGGACUUGUUGCGCGCGAAGCGAGCCCCCUCGAGCGCGCCCCGCCGCCCCGCCCCGCCUCUCAGCCCAAGGUGGCACCAGAUCCAGCAAAACCAGUCCCGCCGCCGCGGUGGAAAACCGGCUCAUGGAAAACUGGGAGCAAGACCAGGCAGCAAGCCCCACCUCCUGGCUGUCUCCUGGGAGCUAGCAGGGGACGCCUCCCGGUAUGAGGGGUGGGGGGAGGCGGAAAGGAGCCCGCCGGAGCGGGAGCGCCGCGUCUUCCCUUCGGUCGGCGCCUGGCGAGAAGUUAAUGAUAAAUAUCUUCGCGCGGGGCGUGGGGCUCCUUUCGGGAGGAAAGGAGCAAGUCCUCCUCCGAGCCGCCCACGCAUGGACCGCGUCCACGGCAGCAGGCGUCGGGGCAUUUGCCUUGGCUGGAAACAAACGGACGGCACCCCCUUUGUGAGCGAGAGGCGCCUCGUGAAACCUCAGAGCGCUUCGCCCGGGGCUCGCUCACAGCUGAGCAGAUGCAGGCCGGUGGAGCGGGCAUUUUGUACCACCUUGGGAGAACGACUCUCCGGCAGAAAGUGGAGGGGACCGAAAAUCGGGAUGGAUCCUCCGCUGUGGAUCUGCUAGAUGAGGCUGAACCUCUUUGCCGCUGCCCGGCUUUCCCUCGCCGCCGCAGGAGCAAAUUAGGCUGCAGUUUAGUUAGUCCCAUUGCACGCAAUAGAGGUGCCUUGUGAGUAGACAUGCUUAGGAUUGCAGCAAUCGUGCCUCCGCUUUUUCUCUGCAUCAGGCGUAAUUACAGACACAAGCAAUUAGUGUGUCAAAACAGCCUAUCCUCCAGGGCUUUGCUGCAGUGCAUUCUCAUUAGUCCGCAGCAUAUGCUCGCAGGAGUUCCCCGAAGAAAGGGCAGGCUGCGUAUCUGCUCGGGCCCGGCGAAGGCGCUUGGUAGGCUGGGCAGCCACGGCUGCGCUGUCAGGGAAGUCUUGCUUCUCACAGAUUGUUCAGACUUGAAUAUGUGAGCAAGGGGGACGAUCUUUCAGAUCCUUCCUGACCCAACGUUCAGAUCCAUUUUCAGAUAAAAAUGCCGAGCUAGGUAAUGCGGUUGUAGUUAUUUUAAUUACACACUUACGUUACUUUCAAAACGGAUCAAAAAUAGAGAAUCCAAACAUCAAACGAAAACCGCCUAGAAUGAAACCAAGACAAAGGGGGGAACAAAAAUUAAAGUCAUCUCAAUACAUAAAAUCAAAACAAAACAGCAGAAUAAAUUAGUAAAAGCUCUAAAAGCAGUUUUUAAACUGGCUGGCAGAAUGAAAUGUUUUCAGGUGGUGCCCCAAAGACCAUAAGAAAGGUACCAGGCAAGGCUCUCUGGCACCCCUGAAAAGGCCCUCUCCUCAUUUGGUGAGGGACCCAGGAAGAGGACCUCUUGCUAUUUUCAUGUCCAGUAGGAAAUUGAAUGUUGCUUAAAACUGGUUAUCUGUCCCUGCAGUGCUGGUCAAUUCACUUUCAACUGGUACAAGAAAGCAAACCAAAGGGAAGUCCUUUAGUUGGUACAAAGUUGGUACAAACUUGCUGCAAAGUUGGUCACCAAUUUAUUUUUAAUGGGAAUUGAGGCACCAUAUAUUCUGAGAAAUACUUGCGUCAUGAGGCAGAAGAUGGUCAGUCUUCCAGUCUACAUCCACAUGCAAACUGAAGAUGGGGAGAUUUUGAAGGAUAAGGAAAAAUGUGCUUUGAAGAAAAGUUUUGAGGAGCUCUGAACAGAACACCGGGCCUGCCAUUCAAUGGGCACAACCUUGCAACAGGUCUGUGUUAUGUGUAUCAGCCAGAGAACUUCAGGUUUGGGGUGGUAUAAAAGUAAAAUAAAUUUCAAAAGAAAGAAAA